Podarcis lilfordi (Lilford's wall lizard) is the source of this 13014-nucleotide messenger RNA. Lineage: Eukaryota; Metazoa; Chordata; Lepidosauria; Squamata; Lacertidae. The record is from the annotation of a GenBank genome assembly.
AGACUUCGGAGGUGGGCUGUGUGCACGUAACUGGAAUGCUUCCCCCCUCACUCCUUCUCAGUGAGGGAGAAGUGAUUUGACAUAGCGAGAGCUCAUACAAUAGCUGCUGCUGCUGUUGCUGCUGCUUCUUUUUGUCUGUGGAAUCUGAAACUGAGGGUUUUAUAACCAUUACUGGAAUUAUUGCUAUUGUGCAGUUAUAAAUGGAAUUUCUUUAUAGAUAUAUAUUUUCUACUUCAUCCUACUGGUAAGUAAUUCCUUCUAAUUUGCACUCAAGUUUGAUUUUUCCCACCCAGGCAUUAUAAAAUUCAGCAUAGCAGGAGGAGUUGGAAGGGAGAUUGAAGAAAACUGCUUUUAAACUACAAUGUUAAGCAAAAGUAGGACUUGCAACUGUAUACAAUUCAAGGUUUUUUACAGGGUGGGGUGAGGGGGGCUACGUGUCUGAUGGUUGGAAACAAUUGUUCAGUCUAGCUCUUUACAAGCGUUCCAAUCUAAAUCAUCAAAUGGAAGACUUUACAAAUGUGUUUUAACUAAGUGGUACAGAGCACACCAAAAUUCAAGCUGCAUGUUUUCCAAUGUGGCCAAUGCUGUAUAUGUGGCAUGUUCUCUCAAUACUAGUUUCACAGCUAUGGAAAGAGAUAAUCAAAAAUUCAUCACAGAAAAUGAGUGCUCUGUCCAGGAGCAAAUGUCUUCGUCUGCUUGGAGGAAUUUUAAAAACUUUGGGAAAGGGUAAACAGCUACACCUAGGUUUUAAAGCCUGCAUUACUGUUUCCCAAAUCCGUAAUGCUAAAGCCAUAUAUUGCUUGAUACAAUUUAGCACGUAAGCCCACCACUCACACUCACCGUAUGAUAUUCUUUCCUUAAUGUAUUGCAAAAGCCAUUGCCUGAUCAAAUACAGUAUGUGACGUGCAUAAUAAGCCAAUAAAUCUAGUCAGACAAAUUAACAGACCUAAGCUUUUGAACAGAGGCUCAUGCAAACAGUGGGACAGAAAUUGCCAUAUUGAAUUUUUAAAAGAAUCAUUUGUGGCUAUAUCAAACAUGAAGUUUUUAGAAUAUCAUAGUCCUCUGAAAAUCUGUUGUCUCCACAUGUUAAGCUCAUGCUGCCUCCAUAUUUUAAGCUUGUCUGCAGCCAUGUAUUUUUUUUAACUACAGCAUAAGUGAAACACUGCAAUUGAUAUUUACAAGGAAACUCUAGGGUAUGCAUGUGAAACAAAAUGGUUUCAAAUAGUUUAAGAAUGCAACAGGCCUGUCUCAAAAAGGAUCAAGGUAAGCAAAACCUAUCAUAGCUGCAUAACCCUAAUUCCUAACAGAAACUGUAAAAUUAUCCAUGUUGGUUGGUUAAGUUAGCAUCCAUAACAUAUCAGCCUAUAUCCCUUUUGAUAUACAAUUAACUAUUAAAAAGUUGUUAAACAAGGCCUAAUGAACAAAAUUAAAUGAGUAUCAUUUUACACUGUGACUGUUGCAUGUGCAUGUAAAUUGCUAUUUUAGUUUAUUUUUCUUCUGCAGUCUUUGCUUGGAUCUGCCCAAGAGCUGUGGUUUACAAAAGUAAUAUGGAAAAUGUAUUAAAAACCAAUAGAAAGCACGGUCCACUUAACAAAGCUUCAUGCUUUGCAUGUAAUUUAUCUUUCUUUUUUCAGUUUCAAAACCUAAAAUUCAGUAAGCAAUUUAAGAAGUGAAUUACAUGAUUUAUUUAAGCUGUAACUUUGAAACUGCAGGAAUCACUACAGUCACAAAGUUGGAGGAAGUAAUGCAAAGACAAUUCACUGUUGUGCACAGAACUAAAUGAAUACUACAAUCAGUGGGCAUUUGCUAGAGAGAGAGAGAGAGAGAGAGAGAGAGGGAGGGAGGGAGGCAGAGAGGGGUAGAGGUAGAGAUUAAUUAUCUACUUUUUUAAAAGAGUUUAUAGAAAGGGACUGCCAUGUAUAAGCUGAAGCCUUACUUACACCAACUUGUUCCUAUAAAAUGUGAAAUCACUGGACAAUUAAAAUUACUUCCACAAUGGGAUCACGCUAGGUAGUGUUGAGGAUGAGGCAUUCACAAGCUAUUAUUUUAUAGUCAAUUACAGUUCUUUCCUAUCAAGUGAAACAAGUUGGGGAAAGUUUAAUUGAAAUUUAGGGUCUGUCAGGCUUUGGAAGAUUAUUAUCACUUGCUCUGUUUCCUAUGGGAGACUAUACUCUCCAAGCAAUAAGAAGUUCAAGCUAUGUUUAUAAUACUACUUCUUAUAUACAGGAAGCUUUUACAAAUUUAUUAUCUGGAUUAAAACUGAAGAGUUUGAGGGAAAGCUACAGUUUGUGCCACUGAAGCCUGGCUGCACUGUAUUUUUAUUGUUAAUGUUUAUUUACCUAUGUCUAGCGAGGUAAAGAAACAUAAUUUAUGACAUUUAAUAUACUAGAUUUAAGUGCACAAGAUUCCUAGGAUUAGAAUUUUAGUCUGACAUCCAAUUCUCUCCCAGUGACUGUUCAAAUUUCCAGAAUUAUUUACCAUUAUAAUUACCUUCCACUCAAAGUUUUUCCCCCAGCUCUAUGUCUUUUCCUUUAAGUAGCUAUGGCCACCUUCCUAGCAUCAAACCGGAUUUACAUUACUGAAGAAAACUUCAAAUGAUAUUAAGUUUUAGAGCUCAUUCUCCUGGGCAAAUGAAUUUAAUAUUAAUAUUGCCAUUAGAAGUAUUGUAAAUGCUUUUUGCACCCCACCCCCUUAGAAUCCUUCAGUGUUCUCUCUCCAGAAGCGUUUGUGAUUAAAACAGAGAAACUGGACAACAGCAUUGGAGGGGAAAGGCAGACAUGCAGCCGCUGAAAAGAGAUUUCUUGCAGUGUGUGCUACCCCCCAGUGGGCAAAAUUUCUACACUAAAGUCACAGAAAUCUGAGCCUUGAGGGGGGAAAAAGAGUCCUGUCUUAAAGGAAAAAAAGUAAUCUUUUUCUAUAUCUGUAUUUAUCUUUAUUUGUAUUUUUGUAAAAAAAAAAUUGUUUUCUGAAUUUGAAAGAGGCAAGAUAGAGUAUGAGUGUGUACUUUCUGUGUUAUUUUUUAAAAGCUAUAUAUAGAUAUAAUGUGUAUUAGGUGCCAACAAUACAUAUUUCUCCUCUGGGUUGAAGGUGCAAAUCCUGACGUUUAUUUCAGUUGAAUCAGGAUGUGAGUUAAUAUUUAUGACACCCCAAUCACAUGGAAAUAUGUUCAACUGAUUUCAGUGGAAUAUGCUUACAUCUAAGUGUGCUUAAGAAUCAUAAGUAAACAGACAAGAAAUACAUUGCAAUGUUAAAAACUGAUGUUAGCAAAACAAGGCAGUAAUUUAUUUUCAAAUACCAGCAUUAGAAUAGUUCAAUAUAAAUCUAGUAGUAUUAAAGUAAAAUACAUCACUUGGAAGUGUAAAAGCAGUUCCUACCCAACAACACAUAAGCUAUCAGAAAGUAAGAAAGACAAAAAAUAUUAAAGUAUGAGGUGUGCUUGAGCUUGAGGUGUGCCAAGAAUUUUUAAGGCCUACUCCAAGUACCACUUUGGUAAAAUAUAUGAAAGCAAAGAUUGGUCCAAAAUUUUUAAACAAGUCAAAGCAAUUGUUCUCUAAUUGUGACUAGGUGAGUUUAGCAGCUUUCUAAAGGUAAGCUACAAGCUACAGCUGGCAAACACUGCAAUCCUAAAUACAGUUACUUGGAGUUAAGUACCAUUAAACUCAGAGGGACUUACUUACUGAGUAAAAAUGCAGAGGCCAACACUGUAAGGCUGCAUACCUAAACCUACUGAUGUGCAAGCAAGCACCACUGAAAUCAGUGGCUCUUCCUGCCAAAUGAGGAUGGCUAGGGCCAGGAUUGCAAAGUGCUAUUUACUGUUCCCUACUGCAAUUUAUGAACAAAUAAGAGUUCAUGCUUAUCGGGAGGGGGUGGGCAGCUCAUUACACUUCUUACAUUUAAAAGUUACGGAUCAUCUAUAUCUUCUCAAUGGGAGUUACUUUUUUUUAAGUUGUAUUUUCAUGGAAUAAGCAUAAUCAUAUUUAUGUUCGCCAGCAAAUAAUGGUGGCCUUCAUAUACACUACAAAAAUGCAAAUUUACUACCAGCUUUAGCAUGGGAAAGGCUAAGAUAAGUGAUCAUACCAACUCACAUUAGUUUCGUUUUACAGAACGUUAAUUUAAAACUUAUGGGGAAACUGUUUACUCCAGUGAUCGUGCUUAAUGUAACGAAUAACACUUGGAAAUGAUUUGCUAUUUCAAUGUGACACAAUUGUUAAAUAUGGUUAUUUCCAUAAGCCAAAGAAAAUGUUGCUAAAAGAAAGUAGAGACUCAGAAGCCCAACUUCUCAACAAAGCUUUACAUUCUUUAGCCAUCACAAGGAUAUUUUAAGCUUCUUCUGCUUGCCUAACUUUAAACAAAAGAUGAGGGUCCCCAUGCUCAUGAAACAGGGUGCUUAGAAAAUAUUUUGCUGUCACUACUAACCAACCCUGAGUAGUACACCUAAGAAAACACGUUGCACACUUCAUUUUCAAUACAACUGAGUCAUGUUUAACCAAAUUAACAUUAUAACAAGCAAAGCUUAUUGAAAAUAUCCCUGCUUUUGAAUGGCUGAUAGAAGUCCAAAGCAAUAAUCUCAACGCACUUGAGCACAUUAUAUAUAGGAGCAGACACUUUCUUCAAUCCACAGAGGGCACUAUGAAAUAAAUCAAAUGGCUAUGCAAAACCAAAAUCGCUGAACAAUCACUUUUGUACAGCAAAGCUGAAUUAAUUCUGGUUGUCACGCUGUUGACAUUUAUAGCCUAAAGAGAUAUAUCUGAAUCUUCAGAACACUGCUGUGGAUAGUUGCUAGAAUGAAAGCAUAGCCUUUCACAUCAGUGUAUCAUAAAUGAAGACACAAAUUCACAUAUUCUAACUACUUUUUUAAAGUUUUAGGAUAGGCAGUUGACCCACAUCGUAGCAUAAAGUACUAAAAUCAGAGUUUUGGUUAUAAAUAGCUUUAUGUUACCUUUAAUAUUUAGAGUAAAAAGGCUCCUUUUGUGCAGUGCUGCCUUUGACACACUAUAGUUUCUCAGGUCUGACUAGCUAAAUGUUUUAAUUACCAACUGAUUGAACAAAUAAAUUGGGUACCACAGGAAUUUAUCACCACAGUUUUUCAAGCAUGGUACUAAUAUAUUGAGAAAUGGUAGAGUUAAAAACUAGUACUGUACAUCUUUCUGUUUUUAAAAAAAUGUUUGUGCACCAGGAUUUCUUCCAUUUUCUUUUUGUUUUGUUCAAAAUUAAUGUUCUCUUUCAAAACCAUGGGCCCAUGAAGCUCACAAUUUGAUGUUGUGAAAACCUGGCCACAGUGUCUCUGAACAGUGGGGGGCAUUUCUCUUUUCAUCCUGCAAACUCAGCUAUAAUGACUUGAUGUCAGGGAAUAUGUAAGGACAGCUCUAGAAAAGAGAAGGCUGAGCAAGGCAGCAGGAUUCCCUUCUGUAGAGACAGAUCAUUGCUGCCUUUAUUAUGCAAACACAUUGUUUUCAGCACUAGCUUGGAAUAUAAAAGCGAAGUGCAAGAUAUCAAAUUAAAUAAAAACUAAAGAAAACUGUUCCCUUCUGGCUGAAAGAAGGGGUAGGGGGGCUGGAAGCUUAAUCCACAUUUUUGAAACAGUCUUUUUUCCCCUCCAAUGAAACUUGCUUUAUUUUAUCCUUUUGUUUUGAUGUAAUUUUGAGAGUAGGGAUUUUAAAAACCCAAGAACUUAAUGAGCUUUAGUGCUUUCAUUUUAAUCCAACAUUGCUGCUAAUACAAUAGGGUCAAUAAGUGAUGGCUUGAAUAUCAAACAGUCCAAAAGGGAAUGCAUUUGAAACAUUUGGUAAGUGAAAUAAAAGUUUUCUAUUCCCAGAAACAAGUACAUUCUUUGCUCUAGGUAAGGUAUCCAAACAUGCUCUACAAGCAAUUUAAGUUUGAUAUCCAUUUCCCAAGAACAAUACUACUUAAAAUCCACUAUCUUUAAUUAAUCACUUAGGUAGUUUAACAUUUAAUUCCUACACACAUUAUAUGUCUUCUGCUAAAUAAAUUAUUCUCUGUUACUUGAAACUACUUUCCUAUUACUCAGUCUUACUAUAAAAAAAACCUAUAGUAAUUCCUCCUUUGCUGGUUAACCAAAGUGGAUUAUGAAGUUCAAAAACAGAUUAUAAACUUUAGAACCUCAUAGUAUCCUCAGUAUUUAGACAGCUGAACAAAUAAGGCUACUUGCUAAUUGAGCGAUGUCUUCCAAGGUAUUUAUCAGGCUUCAGUUGUUGUUUUACAUUUCAUUUCAAGGUAAUGGUGCUAUGCAGUCUUAAGUCUUUUAUCACUAAUCACUUCAGAAAAUUUCAUUUUGUUUCAGUACCGUAUUUUUAAUAUAUUCAUAUCUCUUAAGAACUGAUGAUGAUGACUGUUACAUUCUGAAAUCCAUAGGUAAACACCAAAUAUUUAACCAUGUUACAUAUCACAACAGAAACGCUUUACAUUAAUUUUGAACAAAUGUCGCAUUAUACUUUGACUGGAAUUACACUGUACCAAUAGUCAAUGGUGGCACAGGAAAGACAGUGUUUACACGACUGAGUUGCACAAGGUAGAAAAAGGAAACUGAACGUUUGUACUAUUUCACAUACACUGGAAAUGUGUACAUUACCUAGCAAUAGUCUAACAGAUGUUUUGGUGUGUACUAAUGAGUACUUUAGAAACUCAUUUCUAAUUAGAACUGAUACAAUGUAAAAGGUGAAGCAGAUUUUAGUGUGCAUGGCAAACGUAAGGAUGCACACACAUUUUUAGUCCUGCUGUAUUCAGUGUACUUAUUAACAUAGGAAGCCUUGCUACCCCCUCCUCCCCUCUUAAAGAGAGUUAGGUCAAUGGCCCAUCAUCAUCAUCAUCAUCCUUUUUAUUCGACCGUCAGUCAGAAAAAAGUACAUUUUGUCAAUACACAGUUAAAAACAUCCAGGAAGAUUUUAAAACUUUGCCAACACUAAAAUGGGCUAAACAGAUAGCCCCAUAAGGUCAAUGGCCCAUCUACCUCAGUAUCAUCUAUACUGCGGGUGAGGAACGUGUGAGGAACUACCACUCCAAUAAUCCCUGACCACUGGCCUUGCUGGUUAGGGCUGAUGGGGGAGAAGUUCCUUACCCCAUGGUCUAUUCACUGGCAGUGGGACUGAACUUAGGGUUUUUCACAUAGAAAAUAUAUGCUCAGCUACUGAGCUACGCUACUUGCCCUUCUUAGAAUUGCAGUCAUAUUUGCUGGGUUUAAAUUUCCAGAUGAGAAGGAAAGGUUACCCACAUGCAGACAUAAAAACCAUUUAAAUGACGUUUUACAUUACAACAUAGCAUUCUUCUUGCUUGUGUAGAACAAUCUAGCCUGGCAAUGCAUCAGUCUGCAGGACUGGUCCAAAAGGAUCCUCGUAUUGUCAAAAUAUAGUUAAUACAAUAUUAUAGUUUCAAUUUUCAACCUAACUGUACACUUUAGAAAUGUUCAGCACUGUAAUUAACUACCUCCUCCUGGAGAAUAAAUUCAGAACUACAGUCACUAAGACAGACACCCGAGCAUUAGAAAUUGUUAUUAUACCUUUGCUGAUUUACAUUUUAAACUAUCGGCAACUGUCUUGCUUCCUGAAUGCAGAAGACCAUGAACAGUAGUAUGCAUGCCAUCCACUGCACCUAGGCCUCUAUUUGUAAUCUAAAGAGUCAUGUGUCACAUUUGCAAAGCAGUUUCUCUUUGGUCCGUUGAUCAAAGCUGACUUCCAUUGCUGUUUUGUUGAGACCAAUUUCUUCCAAUGCUGAACUUAGCUGUGUAUCUGAUUCAAGAACUUCAAAUUUUUGCUCUAUUAGUACUCCCAUAAUGAGGCUAUAUUAUUGUAGAAAUGCUAAGUCAAGAAAAGUUUGCACAAGGCAAUUCAUCAUCACUUUUGGAUAACAAUUUGCUUUUUCCUUACUUUUACAGGCACCAACUGAAUGAAAUUUUAGAAAGGAAACCUUGUCACUGGUAUUAGCAUGUUUUGGUUUCCCCAAGAAAAGCCUGUGAAUUAAAACAAAAACCAUCUGAAGUGAGCACCUGGCAUUUUCAGACAGAAUGAGGAAAUAUGCUGAGCUGGAAAUUCGGAUCAAGCACUAAGUGAAUGGUGUAGCCCAGCAGGCAUGGAUUUAUCAGGACACAUCAACAUUCAAAGUUUAUAGUUGGAUGAUUGUGGACAGAAAAAAAGAAGCUAUCAUGAUUCAAGCCUUAACAUCACGAAUUGUUUUGAGCACAUAGAGCUGAAGUUACCAUCUCUAGCCACAACAUUAUGAAAAGAACUUCUAAGCAUUUGAGAAUUUUUUUGUUAAAGAAGUUGUUCACACACACUUGGGGGUAAAAGGAGAGAGAACCCUCUUCCCUCUUCUUCAAAGUCUCAUUCCUGCAGAGUAACAGAAACUGAAGCUUUUAUCUUCAACAGCCUGAUGUGCUUAUUUACCAUGAUGAAACUUUAUUGGAAUGUUCAUUGAACAUAGUGGAGCUCACCAGGAAAGAUAUUAUACUCACAAGCAUCAUUUAAGUAAGUACUGUGAAGGAAAUACAGCUGCGUGAACUAAACUAUAAAUUUCUCCAAGCCAACUUGGUUUCUAGAAAAUCAUAUGCCAACUGGAUUCUAGCAAGCACAAAAGGUUCCCUCGCAUCUUUAAAUAAGGUAGGUUCCAUAACAAAAUAUUAUUUUAGAAAGUGGAACAAUUAAGAUCCACUGGUCACGAAAGUAAACCAUUGCAAUGAUCACAUUCUACAAGUAAAAGAGAACUAAAAGUUAACAACACAGAAGCAAGCACUGCCAAAGAAAUAUUUUUUUAAAUGGGUUAGUGGGUAUGACCAAUUAAUUAAAUAGGCAGUGGCAAAGCUAAGGAAACUAUGCAUCUUUAAAGUCUUGUCAAAUAUCAGGUAUUGAAACAUAGUAUGUUUAAUGAGUUACUCCUCCUAAUUACCACAACCGGUAUUGCUCCAACAGCAAGAGAAGUUUUUCAUUGCACACCAGUUCAUUUUGUUGGAAAACAAAAUAGUUUCAAAAACUUGUUUUGUUUCUUUUUAAUUUUACAGAGCAAUAGGAAAAAAUAAUCCUUAUGAUAUAAAAUAUAGAUAUUCCAUACCUUAUUUUAUUUUAUAUGACUAAGGAAAAUCAUUAGUAUCCUAAGGCUGCAAUCCUAUUCCCACCUACCUGGAAUUUACCUGAGUAUGCAUGGUUAGGAUUUCACCCUAACCCAUGAAGUAAUAUACAAGCAAUAUUGAAAUAACUGAUUAUAUCACAUGUUUCAAGAGGUUUGUGCAAACUUUCAUGUCUCUAGUAUUACUAAGCUGACAAUUCUGUUUAAAAUGAAAAUUUUGUCACUAUGCCAUCUACUUGAGGCAGAAGAGAAAUCUGUUCUAUAUUUAAGCUUCCACUUAGGUUUAACUCCUUUAUUGUACUUCCAAUGAAAUAGUUGAAGACAGGGAACACAUUUCAUCACUGUUCAUUAUUAGUUACCAUGCAGUGUGUCCUGUCUAAUUAUUCACUCAGUUUUCAUACUUCAGAAAAAAACAGUGGUCUAAGGAGAGUUUGAAUACUUAAACAUGAAUUUCAGUAUCAUAAUGUGCUAAAGUAGUGAAUUUAGGUAACAUUGUGCCUGCAUCUUAUGAGUACAAGGCAACUACUCAAAUUCAAACGAUUGUGGGGUGAACUGUGUACAUGCAGAAGGUUACUGAAGUUUCUUUUUUUAAAAAAAAGUUCCUAUGCCAGCACAGCAAGCUAUAAUGUAUAAGCAAGCAAUCCCCAUUUAACACACUAUGACUUAUCUUCAAUUAAACAUACAUAGGACUAUGCUGUUAGAUAUGUUGUUUUCAUUUCAAAGUGAUACUUCACUGUACUCUACUAUUAAUCUGAUUUUUUCUCUCUAGAUUGCUGAAAACCAAACACUAGUCUCUGGGCAAACCUCACUGCAACUUGACCAUGAUCAGUGCAACCUGGAAUUUCAUCCUAAUUUGGACAAAGAUAGGGCUUUUGCUCAAAAUGGCACCUCACUCUGUCAGUGCCAAGUCCUGCCCUUCAGCAUGCCGCUGUGAUGCAGGAUUCAUUUACUGCAAUGAUCGCGACUUAACAUCAAUUCCUACUGGGAUUCCAGAGGACGCUACAACCCUUUACCUUCAGAACAAUCAAAUCAAUAAUGCUGGAAUUCCUUCUGAGCUAAAAACCUUGAUCAAAGUGGAGAGAAUUUAUUUAUACCACAACAGCUUGGAUGAGUUCCCUACCAACCUCCCAAAGUACGUCAAAGAAUUGCAUUUGCAGGAAAAUAACAUAAGGACAAUUACUUAUGAUUCACUUUCACAAAUUCCUUAUCUGGAAGAAUUACAUUUGGAUGAUAACUCUGUUUCUGCAGUUAGUAUUGAAGAUGGAGCAUUCCGGGAUAAUAUCUAUCUUAGACUUCUUUUUCUUUCCCGAAAUCACCUUAGCACCAUUCCCUGGGGCUUGCCUAAAACAAUAGAAGAACUGCGCUUGGAUGAUAAUCGCAUUUCCACAAUUUCGGAGCUGUCCCUUCAAGACCUUACAAAUCUAAAACGUCUAGUUUUAGAUGGAAAUCUCUUAAGCAAUCAUGGAUUAGGCGAGAAAGUCUUUACGAAUCUAGUCAAUUUAACAGAACUCUCAUUGGUCCGUAAUUCCCUUACAGCAGCUCCAAUAAAUUUGCCAGGAACAAAUCUGAGAAAGCUUUAUCUACAAGAAAACCAUAUAAAUCAUGUAUCAGCUAAUGCUUUUGCGUACCUACGACAGUUGUAUCGGCUAGAUAUGUCCAAUAAUAAUCUCAGUAAUUUACCUCAGGGUGUCUUUGAUGACCUGGACAAUAUAACCCAAUUGUUUCUUCGCAACAACCCUUGGCACUGCGGGUGCAAAAUGAAAUGGGUUCGUGACUGGUUGCAAAUGCUGCCUCUCAGAGUUAAUGUACGUGGACUGAUGUGUCAAGCCCCAGAGAAAGUUCGUGGGAUGGCUAUCAAAGACCUCAAUUCAGAGCUAUUUGAUUGCAAAGAUGAGGAUAUUGUAAGCACUAUCCAAAUUACUGCUUCAGUACCAAACACUUUAUACCCUGUGCAAGGACACUGGCCAGUUUCUGUGACCAAAUCACCUGAAAUGAAGACUCCUAAUCCACAUAAAAACUACAGAACAACCGCUACCCCAGUACAGGAAAUCAUUACCAUUGUUGUAAAGGCUGUAAGCACCGAGACUAUUCAUAUUUCUUGGAAAGUUGCACUACCCAUGACUGCUUUAAGACUUAGUUGGCUCAAGAUGGGUCAUAGUCCUGCCUUUGGAUCUAUAACUGAAACCAUUGUUACAGGAGACCGGAAUGACUAUUUGCUUACAGCACUUGAGCCAGACUCACCAUACCGUGUAUGCAUGGUUCCCAUGGAAACCAGUAACAUCUAUCUGUCUGAUGAAACCCCUGUUUGUAUAGAGACUGAAACUGCACCCCUUAAAAUGUACAAUCCUACAACCACCCUAAACCACGAACAAGAAAAAGAACCAUACAAAAAUUCUAGCUUGCCCUUGGCUGCCAUCAUAGGGGGUGCAGUGGCACUAGUAGCUAUAGCUUUGCUGGCUUUAGUCUGCUGGUAUGUCCAUAGGAAUGGGUCCUUGUUCUCGAGAAACUGUACGUACAGCAAAGGACGUAGGAGGAAAGAUGAUUAUGCUGAAGCUGGAACAAAGAAGGACAAUUCUAUCUUAGAAAUCAGGGAGACUUCUUUUCAGAUGAUAUCUCUGAACAAUGAACAAGUGUCCAAGGAGGAAUUUGUAAUACAUACCAUAUUCCCACCUAAUGGGAUGAAUCUAUACAAAAACAACCACAGUGAAAGCAGCAGUAACAGAAGCUACAGAGACAGUGGUAUACCUGAUUCAGAUCACUCACACUCAUGAUACUAAAGGAAAUUAAAGACUUGUGGUGGCUUCUUUUUUCCCUUCUCACAAAGAAUGGCAACUUGAAAAGGUUGCUGGCCUACUGCAGAACACUGGAUUAAAAGACUGAAUAAGCAAUGUAUUGUACAUUUGCCAUAUAAUUUAUAUUUAAGAACUUUUUAUUAAAAGUUUCAAAUUUCAGGUGACUGCUGCGAUUAAUGUAGCAAGGAUGCCUGAAAACAAUUCUAUAUUUUAGUAUUUUUUAGUAAUUUGUACUGUAUUUUCCUUGCUAAUAUUGAAAUUACAGACCAUUUAACUUUUGUGUUCUACUGAGUAAGAUGACUUGUUGACUGUGAAAGUGAAUUUUCUUGCUGUGUUGAACAAUCAGGACUUUGCAUACAUUUGAGAUCCUUGUAAGUAUAAGCACAGGCCAUUUUCACCUUGGUAUUCGUAAAAGGUUAAACCUGGCAAACUGAAAAUGUUCAGAAGUGACUGCGAAAUUGAUCAAAAUACAAACUUGGGUAUAUGAAAUACAUAAAACAACUAAAAACCUAAUGUGAAAAGUAGUGGGCAAUACCAGUUACUUAGCUAUAACCAGAUUUGUAAGUAAAAGGAUACUGCAGCAGAUAGCUGUUGUCUAGGUAGGGCAGAUGAAACAAGAAUAAAGCACAUAUUACUGUUCUAAAUGCAUAAUAGCAGGGUCAGCUCUUAUUUUUAUGAAAAAUAAAAUCUAAGACUACCCUAAACAUAUAAAUGUCCAAACCUAAAUUUAUUCAUCAUUCUAUAAGAGAACGUUUAUAAUUGCUAACUGCAGUUCUUCUAAUGUCAUGAAAGCAUAUACUAUAUAUGCAAUUAAAUGUAUACUAUACAUAUUUCAACUGCCAUUGAGAAUAUUGCCCAUUGCUAUCACAGUUAUCCGAAUAUUAACAAACACACAAGUGAAGAUACUUUGAUCUGGCUUUCUACUUAGUUGUGAUCUAUUUAAUGUUUAAUACCCAAGACAUUUUGUUGCCAUAACUAUUAUUCCCCAAAUGAAAACCAAAGUGCAUUGAACGCCCUUUGGCCAGUCUUGUAUGUGCCUUGAUCGAAAGUUAUAUGUGUUCCGCUUUUAACUGGGAACAAACUUUUCACACACAUACACUUAAUUAUGGAAAGAUAUUGGUCUUAAUGCUGAAUAAAAUAUAAAAUGAAG